Messenger RNA from Wasmannia auropunctata (little fire ant), 2509 nucleotides. RefSeq names its product NEDD8-activating enzyme E1 regulatory subunit (gene APP-BP1). Gene Ontology annotation, biological process: DNA damage response; ubiquitin-dependent protein catabolic process; protein ubiquitination. Bases 299 to 2137 code for a protein of 612 amino acids. NCBI's taxonomy places the organism in Eukaryota, Metazoa, Arthropoda, Insecta, Hymenoptera, Formicidae. Gene Ontology annotation, cellular component: cytoplasm; nucleus. The transcript has 4 exons. Gene Ontology annotation, molecular function: ubiquitin activating enzyme activity; NEDD8 activating enzyme activity. The record is from RefSeq and is a predicted model, not a curated record.
UGCGCAAUUAUUUUUAAGUAACUUUUUAUAGUUAUUUUUGCAUCGUAAUGUUAAUAGCCGCGCGAGAACGACAACGGCGGUUUUGGAAAACGCAUCACAAUUAUUUUGUGUCUAUGAAGUCAAAACGGCGAUAUGAAUGAAGUAACGAAAAUUGUACAUAUACAGUUUACAAAUAUAGUAUUACGCGUAAAUGUGUUAGGAAGAGAUUUUUUGUAUUACCAAACAUUACUACGCUAAUAGUCAGUCUAUAAUACGUGAACACCGGACUGACGACGAAUGUGUACCUAUAUGACAUAAAAUGAAUCAAAUAAAUGAAUAUUUAAUACGAAGCGGUUUUAUCAAUAAUAUCAUAAUUCUAAUAAUACGAAUCAUGUCAAGAAAGAUCUGCCAUCGUGAUAGAGAGCUCAGUCAAAUACUUGAACAAGUGGAAGCUCUUUCAGCUGUGGUGGACGAACUUAGGACGGAGCUAAAUCAUUUGAAAAAAGUAUCAUGCAGCGUAAAUCAUGAAAAUGUAUGUUUUGAGUCUGUAAACGAGAAUAACAAAAUUGAUUAUGUUCGUCCGAGCGUAUUACGAAAAGUGAGGGCAUAUUUUGAAAGUAUUGGAGUUUCCGCAAGGAUCAACGAAACGUGUGAGCUUACAAAAAAUAACCAGACCUUGAAAAAAAAGGACCAAGAACCAACUAGAUUUUUAGCGAUAUACGGCGGCUUGAAAUAUUUUAAAAACAAGAUCAUUAAAAAUAUACAAAAUGUUCGAAAGACUCCACAAUCCCCAAAGAGCACAAAGAAUAAGUGUAUAACGUCCAGUCAAGAACAGCAACAAGAAGUAUGUUUCUUGCAAAAAAAAGAGCAAAAUUUUUUACAAUUCAGAAACAGGAACGAAGACACAAAUAAGUACACUGACAUCAGUGGAGAAUUGGGUAAUUUGGCCGAUACUACAUUUACAUCUGAUGAUUCUGUACAAACAGAUAUUGCUAUAUGUUCACGUCAAGAAGAUGACAAGAAGAAAUUAUACAGUUAUUGUAAUCGUCUUGCAAGACGAAACAUUAUAGGCAAUAAUAAGCAAACCAGCCCGUUGAUAAAUAAUGAUCGAUCUGUGAUUUACUCAGAUAGAUUCGCAGACGAAUUUUCGAAAAAUCGUGUGAGACAAACGUUCUUAAAGAAUAAAAUAAAAAGAUAUAGAAAGUGUUCAUGUGGGGAACAAUGUCCUUACGCGCUGUACAAAUUGCCGUGUAAUAAAUACAGAUGCAGCACACCGGAAAAAAAAGUAGACGAAAUCGGAUUGUCACUCGAGUGCCUAAGUUUCGGGGAAAAGAAAGAUUUUCCGAAGUUCAUAAAUGUCGAUACGGUACGAAAUGAUGAACGUUUCACGGAUUCUUCGCCCGUCGAAGUUGGAAUGGACGAAUCUUUAGCUUCCUCACUUUCGGUGGAACUUGAAGUUGAUAUCUGUAACGAUUGCUGCGACUCGGAGAACGUCGACGAAUUUACUGAGCGAAGAAAAGCCAGAACGUAUCUUGUAAACAGAACGAGUCCGAGAAAAGAUGAUUUAAUUAAAGAUUUUAGGGCUGAGAAUGAAACGUCUUUCAAUGUAAUUUCCUCCUGGAGAAAUAUAAGUGAAAAAAAGAAAGAGAUCAAUGAAGUAGUGAAGAAAGUCUUGUUUAAAAAAAGAUGCAUAUAUUCCGAAGAAAAUAAUCGAGGGUAUAAAAAAUCCGAGGACUUUAUCAGCAGUAAUUGGCCAAUAAAAGACGAUAAGCAAAUUCAAUACGUUAUUUCUGCAUUGACAACUCCAGUAUUUAAUAGACAAAUAUCCGUAGGAACUUCAACUUUAAAUUUUCAACAAAAAGGCAUUCAGUCGUGUCAAACGACAGGCAAGGCGAGAUACAAUUGUGUUCCUAAAAUAAUAAUUCCAAGACGGAAAACGAAUAUUGAAACGCAAACUGAUAAACUUUCGUGCUUGAAUUGCCUACAAAACAGAUCGUCGGCUUUGGAUGAUUGUACAAAUGGCAAAACCGCAAAAGAGACAGGUGACAAAGAGGAGAGAAGAAAGAUUACAAGGAAAAGAAAUAUCUGUGAUAUUUGCGCCAUCGAGAUGGAUGCUUCAAUCAUCGCAAGUAAUUUGGCCUCGAAUGAAAAGAUAUAAUAUUUAUUCUGCUCUCCAAACUGAAGAAGACAUUAACGUUCACUCGAAUAAACCUCUGAGCCAAACUUAUGAUUUAGUUGAAUGGCAAAAUAAGAUAAUGCCUAUGGGAACACUUUGUUCGUGUUGUUGCAAUCGCGUCUUUGAUAAAAGGCACAAAAAUUUCGUGACUUUAUCAAGUCCUAUCGAUUACCAUCCUUCAUCUAAAGCGCUGGAUUUUGACAUGAGCAACGUAUCGAACAAGCUUUAUGAUUGUCUUGAAAAACUCGAGGAUAUUACCACUUGAUAGGUAUUCAAUCGUAAUAUUAAUAUGUAUAUAUAAUAUACGUAUUUUAUCGCACCUUCGGAAUUUGUAGAUUUAAUUAAAUUGAAAAA